UCAAAGUGAAAGUUUGUCAAAAUAAAAUGAAAGUAGAAAUAUAUCAGAGAAGACAACAUGUUGAAUAGUUUAGACAGAAACUGGAAUUCUUUUUAAGAAAAGUUUUACCUUGUUUGGUUAAGAAACAACAGUACAAGGAAACAUAUUUAAAUAACCCGGAACAUUUCAAAUGUUCUAAAUGUCGACCUACGCUUACGCAACAAUUUGUGCAAAUUACUGUAUAGCAGAGUAGCGAAAGACACGGACACAUUGGCUUUCGGCCUUUCUUUGAUUUAUUCUAUAAAUGGCAGAAGCAGUGAGUGAUACCUUGCCAGAUGAGUUUACCAAUCCAAUUGUUUUAAAGAAUGGUUGCUACGAGAAUCCAUGGAAAGGAUUUAAAUUUCCAGGCUUAGGAGGAUUAUUGAAGUUCAUUUUCAUCAGCAAAGACAACUCCAAUAUUCCUAAAAGUCAAGAAUUAGACAAAACACUGCCAGUAGAAAAACCUGACUUUGCUAGAUUGAAUAACCCACCUCCCAAUGAUAUUCAGGUCACAUGGAUAGGACAUGCUAGUGUACUAGUUCAGUUUGAUGGCCUAACGGUUCUCACAGAUCCAAUUUUUAGCCAGAGAGCUUCUAUGUCACAAUGGUUUGGACCAAAGCGUUUUAGACCAAUACCAUGUGAAGUUCAAGAAUUACCAAACAUCAACAUUGUAGUUAUAAGCCAUACACAUUAUGACCAUUUAGAUCAUGGGUCUGUCCAGCAAUUGAAUGAGAGAUUUGGGAAAGAUUUGGCUUGGUAUGUUCCUAAAGGGACAAAACAAUGGAUGACAAAUGUUGGAUGUGAAAAUGUUACAGAAUUAACUUGGUGGGAAGAGUCUGUAUUUCCUAAAAACACAGAUGUUAAGUUAGUUUGUACUCCAUGUCAACAUUGGUGUAAGAGAAAUUUAAUUGAUACUAAUAAGGCAUUAUGGGGAAGUUGGAUUGUGAAAGGACCUAAACAUAGUUUUUACUUCGCUGGGGAUACUGCUUAUUGUGAAGGAUUUGAACAGAUAGGUAGAAAGUAUGGUCCCUUUUCUUUUGCAGCUAUACCUAUAGGUGCAUAUGAACCAAGAAACUUUAUGAAGAAUCAGCAUGUCAACCCUGAAGAAGCUGUUAAGAUUCAUGAAGAUAUUAAAGCAGAAAAUUCUCUUGGAAUUCACUGGGGAACAUUUAAAUUAACCACUGAGCAUUACUUAGAACCAAGAAGUAAACUUACAGAAGAGCUGAAGAACAAGAACAUUCCUAUUUCAUCUUUUUUCACAUUACCUCAUGGAAGAGUUCAUGUUAUUGGCAAAGAUAAGCUUAGUGGUGAUGAAUGAUUAAACAUUCAAUUGUGACACUUGCAAUCCAUGAAAAUGUAAAUCGAAAAGGAGAUGGUCCUUGAAUGGCUUGAAAUUGUUAUUUUAAUCACAUAUUUCUCCAUUACAACAAAACAGAAUAAAUUAAUAUCUGGAAAACAGCUUGACAAUAAUGGCUUGUAAAUUGUAAACACUUUUGGAAUAUAUCAGACACCUAGUCCCUAUUAUCAAAUACUUUGAUUUGGGAGCAUGGAUAUGCUUAAGUUAGAAAUGCUUACAACUUCUUGUGUAGUAGGUCAAACUUUUGUAUACAGAGUAGAUAAUCAAAACAGAUGUAUUAUUUUCAAGGUUUUAUGAAAAAUUUACCUUUUUACAGAUUUAUAUUUGAUGUAUAAUUUCAUAAACCAUUAGUCACACUUUCAGUUUAUAACUUGAUGGUCAGAUUGUGUAAUAAUUUUGUCAGAGUAUUUAGCAAAGUGUAUCCAAAACCAAGAACUUAUCAGAAAUGGUCCAGUAUUGGAUACAGAUAAGAUUUUUAGCCACUCUCACUGUUAAGACAUCAGAAAUAUCUAAGAUUAAAACUUAUCAAAAUAAUGCAAUUUCAUUUCUAUCUUAUACAUUGUAUAUACAAAUGUUUUCUGAAGAAUCUAUGCUCUAAUACCAUUGUUGAAUUUUCAUGGGUUUUAAGAACAUUAAAAUACCUGUAUAAUCCUAUUCUUUCAAGCUUUGUUAGAUAUUCAAAUGGAUUUGGUCAGUAUUUGAAUCUGUUUAUCUUAUGGAUAAAUGAAAGAAAAUGAUGCUAGAAUUAUAUCUUUUAGAACUUCAUUACUAUAACAGCAGUAUGCACUGAUCAAAUAUGAUUCCAUUAUGACUUUCAUAAAAUAAAAGUUCAUAAAAAGCCAUUUUGUGACAGCAAAAUUUUAAAGUACAAAUUAUGUGCCAGUCAUGAACAAUUCUGUAUUUUUAACAACCAAUUUUGAUAACAGAUUUCUUUGGUGAAUAGAACUCAGUGAUCUUAAGGUGAACUAAUUUUUUUCAUGUAUCUUUGCUACUUGUCAAAAUAUAUGCAUUGUUGAUAAAUUAUAUAUUUGUGAUUUGUCUUUGCUAAGAUCUGGACCUGAAUGCUUAACUUAAAAGUAUAUAUGUCAGUGUUUUUAUGUAUUGUUUUGUGGCCUUGUUUUUAUUUUAAUAUGUCUUUCAUUUUUCCCAUGUCAUUGUCAGUAACUCAUUGACUUCCGAGUUUUAUAUGUCCCCUUGAUAUCUCUUUUUAGCUCACCUGGUCCAAACUAUUGCAAUCAAUUGACAUAAGAAGUCGGCAGUGUCCACCGUAAACGUUUACAGAAAAUAUUCUCUUGACAAAUUUCAACCAUACUUUAAGAGAAUGAUCUUUUGGGUAUCUAGUAUAAAGUUAGUCAAUGUUGCAAAUUAACCAACAUGGCAGCCUUGGCUUAAAAAUAGCACCUAAAGAUAAAAUGUAUUUAAUAUCUUAUAUCUUGAAAACCUUUACUAAUAGAGAAAAUCUGCUAAGAAAGUGAAAAUGAAAAUUCAUCUCCUUCCUAUUUUCACCAAAAUUACCAGAUGAAUCGUCAUGGGAGUUAUUGCCCAAGUAUGAUGAUUUUUGAAUAAUUUUCGAGUUUUUGCCUAUUAUCUUUAAAUUAUAAUCGAUAAGUAGAAUCUAUGAAAUGAUAAGAUAUACACAAUUUAUAAAAUUGGCAUAACGAAAGAAACAAUUGAAUGACUUCUUGAUGUAGUUUUUGCCCUUUAAUGAAAAUAUUGACUAAUUUUCAAGUUUUUGCCUUUAUCUCGAAAAUUGUAAUAGAUAACUGUAGAAUGUAGAAACUGCAAACAACAAAACUGAUCAGCAAAACAAGAUAUACUGAAAUGCCAAUUUUACUGAAGCCAUCGGAUGACAAUUUAUAGAAGUUAUUGCCUUUAAAUGAUGAUUUUUAAUUUCGUGCUUUUUAACUUUUUGCAUAUUAUUUUAAAAAUUAUAAUAAAUAGGUAGAAACUCUGAAUUACAAACAUGAUCACCAAUAAUACAAGUCCUACAAGAAUGCCAAUAAAAACCAAACCAUUGGAUGACCCCUUAUUAUAAUAAUUGCCUUUAAAACAUGAUAUUUUGCUAGCUUUUGAGUUUUUGCCUACUAUCUCUAUAACUAUUAUAGAUAGCUAGUUACUGAAAACAGCACAAAUGAUUAGCAAUACAAGAUCUACAACAAUGAUAAAUAUGACCAAAUCCAUUGGAUGACUCGGUAUAUGAGUAUUGCCGAUUUUUCAAGUUUUGCAAGUGAAUGAUCCAAGCUCUGAGGGAGCUCUUGUUUAAAAUGAGAUGAACAAAAGAGGAAAUCAAUGAAUAGAAGAUUUUUGUAUUUUCUGAGUGGACAGAAAAUCUCUGUAAUUGCUUUUCUCCAGUGUAAACUAUUGUCCGAUUUUAAAAGUAUCACAAAAUUAGAAAUAUAUUAUUGUAGUAUUUACAUAUCUUUAUUUUGUAUUUAUAGUUUUUUUUUCCUAUUCAUAUUGUAAAACUAGUUAAUUUCUCUAGUUUUCACGUUUCUAUAAUAUUACAAAUUAAAUAUAAUAUUUGAAAAUUAUCAAGUUACAUGUUUUAACAUAGAAUUGCUGUUAGAUGAUUUUUCAAAUUAUGUCCUAACCAUUUCUACUAACACCCUGAAUUAUUUAAAUUUCAUUACACAUAAAAAGGGGAAAUUAGAUACAUCAUGUUUCUGAAAAUAAGCACAAAGAAAUCUUUGUUACAUCCUUUUAUACUGGUUACAGCUGUAUGAGAUGUGAAUAUAACUAUUAAAAACAAUCGGAAAAGUCUGAGAUGAAAAUCAAAAUGUAUUUAAUCUGAGUUUAGUUCUCAGUAUUAAAGUGACCUAUAACGGUAUUACUUACUGAGAAGAUGUAUCUUGUGGACCUGAACAGCUUUCUACAAAUGUGUGUCAUUCUGACUUACAGUUAACCUUCAUUAAUAAACUCAUGAUAGAUACCAGAAUUUAGUUUCUGUAUGCCAGACGAACGUUUCGUCUACAAAAGACUCAUCAGUGACGUUCAAAUUGAAAACGUUAAAAAGGCCAAAUAAGGUGUAACUUUGAAAAGCAAUGAGGUCCUAAAAUUCUGAAAGGUUUAGCCAAAUACAGCUAAGGUAGUCUAUUCCUUGGAUAGAAAAUCAAAAAGUUCAAAGUUUUGUAAACAGUUAUUUUAUAAUCAUGAACAUAUCAAUGACAAUUCAUGUCAACACAGAAGUGCUGACUGCUGGGCUAACUUUAGUUAUAUUUUGUAUGUUACUACAUUUGAUUUACAGUAAUACAUACUAGAUAAGUUAUGUAUCCAUAAGGACAGAAUUAACUGGCUUCCUGACCUACAUUACGCGAUUUACAGAUUUUGGUGAAAUUUUAUAUCUUGAUUUUAUACUCAAUUCGAGAUAAUUUUCACUGAUGUCAUUAGUUGUAAAGAUGAAUUUUAUAAUUUCUGACAGUCUAAAUUCCAUCAAAUGCAUGAUGACCUUAUUAGUAUACAUUAAGUUAAUGAAACAUCUGAAGGAAAUAUGGAGAACUUUGUAAUCAUAUAAUAAAUAAUAUAAUAAAUUAAAUAAUGUAAAUUCGGGGAAAUUAUUGCGGGCUAUUAUUAUUGUGAUUAUUAAACAAUGGACACAAAUGUGAUAUCAAUCUUCACGAUUUCAGGAAAUGAUCCAUACAUAUAAUGGUAUCUAAUAAAAAAAUGCGAGUUUUUAUUUUGUGCGAAAUAUAUGACGUCCUAAUUUUCGCAGUGAUUUCUGAAUUUACAAUAUUGAGAAAAUCAGUCUAUCGUUUGUACCUUUUACAUAUGUACUGUUAACAGUUUCAUUCAUAGAUGUGUAUUAUUCAGAAUUUACUUACAUGUGUAACAUUGUGUGUAAUGUUUCAAGUUUCAGUUAUAGGUGUGUACUUAUUCAAGUUUUACUUUCAGGUGUUUACUGUUACAAGCUUUUUUGGGAAUUUAAAAUUAUUUCAUUUUUAACAAGUUUGUAUAUCAAAAUGUAUAUAAUAUGUUGUGAAGGUAAAAUGAAACAGAAAUAAAAUGGAAUUUAAUGUGA
Molecule: messenger RNA, 5390 nt
Organism: Mytilus californianus (California mussel)
Lineage: Eukaryota; Metazoa; Mollusca; Bivalvia; Mytilida; Mytilidae
Product: N-acyl-phosphatidylethanolamine-hydrolyzing phospholipase D-like
Exons: 6
Coding region: 284-1336 (350 amino acids)
Biological process (GO): N-acylethanolamine metabolic process; N-acylphosphatidylethanolamine metabolic process
Cellular component (GO): membrane-bounded organelle; cytoplasm
Molecular function (GO): N-acylphosphatidylethanolamine-specific phospholipase D activity; zinc ion binding
Source: RefSeq, a predicted model, not a curated record